This is a messenger RNA of Merops nubicus (carmine bee-eater), 429 nucleotides long. RefSeq names its product nudix (nucleoside diphosphate linked moiety X)-type motif 19 (gene NUDT19). The record is from RefSeq and is a predicted model, not a curated record. The transcript is spliced from 2 exons. The annotation marks the transcript as partial. Lineage: Eukaryota; Metazoa; Chordata; Aves; Coraciiformes; Meropidae. Gene Ontology annotation, molecular function: hydrolase activity, acting on acid anhydrides, in phosphorus-containing anhydrides. Gene Ontology annotation, cellular component: mitochondrion.
UGGUCAUCACCUCCAGAAGCCAUUGAACGCUCUAAAUCUCAAGAAAUAUGGUUUGCUCCACCUCAGUUUUAUGAACUGUGUAGGCUGUGCAACUUCUCUUCACUCCGUGAGUUACACAAGUUCAGCUCUGAUCGAGCUCUGGAGGGAUGUGAACGUUGGAUGCCUGUCUUGCUGAACGCUUCAGAUGGCCACAUUCAGCUCUUGCCAGGAGAUGAGUUAUAUCCAGAAGACCCAGACUAUACAGGAGAAAAGAAAAUAAGCAUGUCAACAGAUAAGAAGAUAGAAGAUCUCAUGAAAGAGGGCAGUGUGUUUCACAGAAUAGUGAUAAAACCCGGCAACUGUCUUGCCAUCUAUGUGAAUAUUGAAGCAAAAUAUAAACAUAUGAAUCCACUGAUGAUAAACUGUUCAAAUCACAAUAGCAGAUUAUAG